Lingula anatina is the source of this 1414-nucleotide messenger RNA. RefSeq lists its product as uncharacterized. NCBI's taxonomy places the organism in Eukaryota, Metazoa, Brachiopoda, Lingulata, Lingulida, Lingulidae. Gene Ontology annotation, biological process: regulation of cell differentiation. Gene Ontology annotation, cellular component: membrane. The record is from RefSeq and is a predicted model, not a curated record.
UUGACCUAACAACAAGUCAACAAGAUUUCUGUGUGAUUUCGUGCUCCGAUUUACAGUACUUUACGGAGUUAAAAUACCCCAAAAGACCGCCUAUUCAACAUGCCUCUGUGUGGGGGAGAAGAAUCUGUUUAUGUAUCCAAUAUGAGCCCAAAACUUAAAGUGGGACAUAUGAAGAGAUACUGCAAGGGUGUGAUAUGGGAUUCCUGGAAACAAAACUUCCUUGUUCUUCAUCAGGAUGGCAUGCUCAUCUGGUAUGAUGAUAAGAAUUGCCAAGAUGUACGGGGAUAUUCUGAGUUAAAGAAAACCUGUCAAUUUCUUGGAGUGGGGCCUUACACCAAGAACAUCCCAGGUCGACCAGAGUUACCCAGUGGUGUAUCGAAGAAUUGUAUCAUAGCUAUUCCUCACCAAGCCAGCAAAAGUUCAAAGAUUACAUGGUUAAGCCCAUCCAAUGAGAGCGAUCUUAACGAAUGGAUGACAGCUAUAGUAAGCACAUUGCCUCCUCCUCCACAGCAGCAGCAACAGCAAGGCCAGCCACAGCAAGGCCAGCCCCCACCAUAUAGUUCCCAGCCUCCUGGUCAGCCAGGGUACCCACCUUCAGGUGGGCCACCACCCCCAGGACCCCCAGGGUACCCACCCCAACCCCAGGGCUACCCACCCCAGGGAGGGGCAUCUGGGGGUUUCAUAGUCCAACAACAGCAGUUCCAACAGACAAGCUUUCAACAGGGACAGAGAAGACCUCCCUACCCUCAGCAGAGAGGAGGUAUGAGUGGGAACACCACUGUUGUUGUCCAAGGAGACAGGAGAAGGAGAAGAUCCUUUGACUCAGACGAUGGGUUUGCUGCAGGGAUGAUGUUGGGGAUGGCCUGGGGACAUCCUGGCUAUUAUGGAGGGGGAUGGGGAUGGGGAUACCAUAGUCAUUGGGAUCACCAUGGCCACUGGGAUCAUGGUCACCAUGACCACUUCCAUGAGGGUGACACACACAUCAAUGAUACAGAUAUCAACAACACCGAGAUUAAUCAAACUACUGUAGUGAAUAACUAUUAUGGUGACCAAGGUGGUGACCAAGGUGGAUAUGAUGAAGGUGGAUAUGAUGAGGGCAGUUAUGAUGAAGGUGGAUAUGAUGAUGGUGGAUAUGACGAUGGUGGAUAUGAUGAUUUUGAUGGGGGAGAUUUUGACGGAGGAGAUUUUGAUGGAGGGGAUUUUUAAGAUGGAUAUAACAAUACCAACAAUGAUUACCUUGGUGUUGUGGUUUUGAUGACAACAGUUUUUAAGCAAAAGAGCUGUGGGUGUCUAUAAAAAUGUGCCAGACACUAUUUUUAAUGAAGACAUAUACAAAGCAGGUCCGUAGCCAGCAAAUUAAAAAGGGGGGUUCUUUUUCUGAAAAAGUGGACCUUUUACAAUGAAACUUAUGUGU